UCUCUUCCUCCUUGCUGACAGGACGGGGCCGCUGAUGCAAUGCGGGCUUUUGAGCUGUGACUGCGGGAGGAGGGGCCGGGGUUGCCGCAGGCUGGUUGCCGGGCUCCGGACUCCGCUCGGCUGCCGCCCCCUCCCCUGGAGAUUGUGUCUGCCCGGGAGCAGGAAGCAGAGGCUACUCAGGCGCUGUACUGCUGUCAUGGGCACGGCUGCGGGGCUGGGGCUGCUGGCCGUUCUUCUGCUCCUCACCGGCCGGACAUGGGGUUCCUCCGUACACAGACCCCCGCCCACCAACAAUGACAGGCCGGUCAUAGGUGUCUUGGCCCAGGAGACGCACUUUGAUGAACUGAUACCUUUAGGCCAUUCCUACAUUGCUGCUUCUUACGUGAAGACGCUUGAAUCAGCUGGAGCGAGAGUUAUCCCAAUAAGGAUCAAUCUUUCUGAUGCAGAGUAUGUGAAGAUCUUCAACUCCAUUAAUGGAAUCCUGCUUCCUGGGGGAGGUGUUGACCUUAGAUAUUCUGAAUAUGCCAGAGUAUCCAAGAUAUUCUAUAAUUUGGCUCUAGAGGCUAAUAAUAAAGGUGACUACUUUCCAAUCUGGGGAACCUGUUUAGGAUUUGAGGAACUGACUGUACUGACAAGUGGAGAACUCUUGCUAACACUGACCAAAACAGAGAACAUUUCACUGCCUCUAAACUUCACAGAAAAUGUAUUAAACAGCAAAUUAUUCCGGAACAUUCCACAAUUAUUAUAUAAAGCCCUCUCCAACAAGCCUAUAACUGCAAACUUCCAUGACUGGAGCCUAUCUAUGCAGAACUUUACAGCAAAUGAAAAGCUAAGAAAAUUCUACAAUGUCCUGUCCACCAACUCUGAUGGUGUUCUGGAAUUUAUCUCUACGUUUGAAGCUUAUGAUUACCCUAUCUAUGGAGUCCAGUGGCAUCCAGAAAAAAAUCCCUUUGAAUGGAGAAUAACCUCAGAUAUAUCACAUACUCCAGAAGCUGUGCAUGUGGCUUUUUAUAUGGCUGACUUUUUUGUUAAGGAAGCCAGGAAGAGUCAGCAUCAGUUCACUCCUCAAGCACAAGCAGACCAUCCGCUGAUAUAUAACUAUUGCCCGACGUACACAGGGAAUAUUUCUGUCUUUGAGCAAAUGUAUUUUUUCUGAAGACAUUUUAAGGCUGUUCUUCAUGUGAUGCAAUCCAUUGUGAGACGAUAUGUUCUGUAUGCACGUUGUAUUGUUUGCAGCUAACGUGAGGACAUACAAUGGUUUUCGUUCUCAGUCCAAUCUGCAUUCACAUAUCUGGACACAUAUUAAUGUAUGUGUUACUGGAAUGUAAUAGUAACACUGAAUGUAAAUCUGUACUUAAUCCAUGCACUGGGGGAGGGGCCGUGUUUCCUAUAAAACUUAUUCUGUUGUUCGCA
Molecule: messenger RNA, 1413 nt
Organism: Hyla sarda
Lineage: Eukaryota; Metazoa; Chordata; Amphibia; Anura; Hylidae
Gene: GGH
Product: gamma-glutamyl hydrolase
Exons: 9
Coding region: 35-1156 (373 amino acids)
Biological process (GO): tetrahydrofolylpolyglutamate metabolic process
Cellular component (GO): vacuole
Molecular function (GO): gamma-glutamyl-peptidase activity
Source: RefSeq, a predicted model, not a curated record